This is a messenger RNA of Cydia pomonella (codling moth), 3832 nucleotides long. RefSeq names its product glycine receptor subunit alpha-2-like. Lineage: Eukaryota; Metazoa; Arthropoda; Insecta; Lepidoptera; Tortricidae. The transcript is spliced from 10 exons. Bases 499 to 1632 code for a protein of 377 amino acids. The record is from RefSeq and is a predicted model, not a curated record. Gene Ontology annotation, biological process: chemical synaptic transmission; nervous system process; signal transduction. Gene Ontology annotation, cellular component: synapse; membrane; neuron projection. Gene Ontology annotation, molecular function: transmembrane signaling receptor activity; neurotransmitter receptor activity; chloride channel activity.
ACCCCCACUUUAGGUGUAGGGGAGGUACCCAAAAAAAUUAUUUUUUUAUAUUUUAUUGUACGACUUUGACGGCUUUAUUGAUUUAUAUAUCCAUGCCGAAUUUCAGCUUUAUAGCACUAACGACCACGGAGCAAAGCCUCGGACAGACAGACAGACAGACAGACGGACAUUGCGAAACUAUAAGGGUUCCUAGUUGACUACGGAACCCUAAAAACAUUGCUCUAGGUUAAAAAUCCAGGGAGGAAACAGUCGAGAGCGUUUGUGUUUGAAAAAUCGCAACUAGGAAUUCCUCUUAAAGGUAAUCCCGCGAAAAACAGUUAAAAAUCAUCUGCGCAUGUCAUCUGGUCAAGUGCGGAGACAACUGUCCGCGAACAUCACACGGUCGUCGCGUCGGCAAACGGAACGUUCCCGCCUAAAAAAGUUAAAUUAAAAAUGUAGAUAGACUUUUUAAUUAAGUACCUGAAUUAUGUAGUACAAAUUGGUGUUAUUUUUUUAAAGAUGGCCGCUAAGUUGUUGUGUUUGAGUACUUUUUGGCUGAGAGUUUGGCUGUGCGCGACUGAUUUGUGUUAUGCACAGUCAACCGGUCUGACCUUUCAAGACCUGCUGCCAGAUGAUCCUCGGCUGUACGACAAGAUGAGACCGCCCAAGAAGAACGACCAGCCAACCAUAGUGUUCUUUCACGUCACUGUUAUGGGACUUGACUCCAUUGAUGAGAACUCUAUGACGUACGCCGCCGACAUUUUCUUUGCACAAACAUGGAAGGACUUCAGACUAAAACUGCCUGAAAACAUGACUUCUGAAUACAGGCUUCUAGAAGUGGACUGGCUGAAACACAUGUGGCGACCAGACUCGUUCUUCAAGAACGCCAAGUCCGUGACCUUCCAGACCAUGACCAUUCCCAACCACUACGUGUGGUUGUACAAGGAUAAAACUAUACUAUACAUGGUGAAGCUGACUCUCCGGCUGUCCUGCGCCAUGAACUUCCUCAUCUACCCGCACGACACACAGGAAUGCAAACUGCAGAUGGAGAGCCUGUCGCACACGACGGACGACCUCAUAUUCCAAUGGGACCCCGAUGUCCCUCUGGUGGUGGACGAAAACAUCGAGCUGCCUCAACUGGAGAUAGUCCACAACCGCACUGCGGAUUGCACUCAAGUCUACUCUACCGGCAAUUUCACGUGUCUGGAGGUGAUAUUUAAGCUGAAGCGUCGGCUGGGGUACCACUUAUUCAACACUUAUAUACCUACCUGCCUCAUCGUUAUUAUGUCGUGGGUGUCAUUCUGGAUAAAGCCCGACGCCGCACCAGCGCGCGUGACGCUCGGCGUGACGUCACUCCUCACUCUAUCAACACAGCACGCUAAGUCACAAGCACAGCUACCGCCCGUAUCCUAUCUGAAGGCCGUGGACGCCUUCAUGUCCGUCUGCACUGUGUUCGUGUUUAUGGCGCUGAUGGAGUACUGUCUGGUGAACAUUGUGCUCGGGGAUGGCGCAGGAAAACCAAAGGAGCCAGCCGAGGCCGCCAAAGCCCGCAUGCGCGCGAUCAACAUAGACCGUUUCUCGCGCGUCUUCUUUCCUCUUCUCUUCUCAGUUCUGAACGCCACCUAUUGGAUCCACUUCGCGCAGUACAUCUGACUGCCCAACUGUAACAUAGUUGUCGAUCUGUCUGUAGGGCAAACCUCGGCAAGUUAGUUCACAUCUGGCGAAUCACUCGCGCACUGUACUUAUGUUGUCUAACCUAACCUACUUAUUGUUUACGCGCCUACGUCCUACGCUGCGACCAUGUUAAACAAAUGCAAAGUGCAAAUGUACGCCAGCGGCCUCAGUGCACGCUGCCCAAAAUUAAAAAAAUGUAUUUAUUUCAAGAAAUUGGCAUUUCAAGAGAAGCAGUCGCUCGUUUGGUCGCUCGGCCCAAUGCUGCUGCACGCCGAACGCGCCGUUAACGGCCAUAUCUCACCGGGACACUAACGCGUCGCAACCAGUCUCCGGCCACCAACAAAAUGUAUACAACUCUAUGGAGGAUUUCACCUAGUGUGCUGUCCGCUUGUUUGCGCAAACAAGAGCUGACACAUUUUGGGCGAUAUCGCGCCACCAAAUCGAGCCACCAUACUUAGACACCAGAAUCGCCCCAGUGCCAACAAGGAAAUCACAGGCAGCGCGGCUGGUGGCCGAGUGAGAAAAGAAAGACAGCAUGCAGCGCCAUACUAAUUAACCGAACGUUCGCGAAGGUUUCAGCUUGAACAAAAAUGCUUUCGUAUGUCCGGAUGUUUUCCUCUACAGGUCGUAAUUCUCCGCUGAUUCUCGUAAAAUUUUGUGAGCAUCGAUGAUUAAAUAGAUUUUUUUGUCGAAUCUGUUCUUGGAUAUUUUUCAAAAGGCGGAGCUAUACAUUUAUUCAGUUUUAAGUUCUGCUCACGAGGUCUAGAGCUCACAGAACCACUAGUUAGUGGAGGCGCAACCAACGUGACGGCUCUUCCAUGCCAGUCGUGAUGAAUGCACGUGUCGAAACUGGUUGCGCCGCUCAAUCAGUUGCGUAACCAAGCGGACACCACAUGAAAUACCAUCCAUAGGCCUAUAAAAUUCCUGAAAUUCAUAAAAUUGCAUAUCGUGAAUCGCUACGCGAGGCUCCUAUUGAUAGUGAAAAUGAAAUGAAUGAAAAUGAAAAUUUUACAAUCGGGCGCCGACAUAUACAGUAUACAUUUUGUUGGUGGCCGGCGACUGAUAGCGACGCCAUGGUGUCCCGGUGAGAUAUAGAAGAUAUAGUUGGACGUGAGACACUAAGUUCGUACACUGAGAUGUGCUCAGAGGGCCUACCGCGAACCACGUUCGACGUGUUAUCUCUCUGUCGCACUUGUAAAUUCGCACAUAAGUGUGACAGGGAGGCAACACGUCGAACGUGGUUCGCGGUAAGCCCCCUGAUUGUUAAUACAGGCAGGGAUCGGAACCGGUGUUUGACAAAUACUUCGAAAUAUCCAUUUAUUUCGGUUUAUUAUAUACGCCUAAUGUAGGACUCAGUUGUGUUUUUAGAUAAAAUAAAAAGAGUUUAUUAGCACAAAAAGAACAUAAAUCAUCAUACACAAAUUAAUAUAUAAAGGAACAGAAAUUUGUGCUAAUAGGUCUUCACUCAGCUUAAUAACUACUUCGUAUUAUAAAAUUGCCCAAUUAGAAAUGAAAUAAUUAAUAAAGAACGAAAAAAUACCGUUUUCAUUCCCAUACAAUACCGAUUUUCGAUCCCUGUUAAAGCCCGGCCAGAAAUAUAGGAUCAUUGUCAAGAGGGCGCUGUUAUUCUCAUGUAUAGGGUGACAGUUCAGUUUAGUAUGCAAAAUUUUAGUUCCAGUGAAAUUCCGCAAUAUGGCGCGUGAUCAUAUAUUACUGGUCAGGCUUUAACAGGUUAUGAUUUUGAUCUGGAUUUAAGAAUAUGAUCCGUCAGAUGACUUUUUUAAGGGCGUCCGCUAGUUAACGCGGUUGUACGACGCGGUGAGCGAGUUAACGAAAAGUAUGAGCAACGCUAUAACUGGCGCGGACGCGUUCGACUUUACGUAAUGGCACCCGCGCGCGUGCGCCCGCGAAGUUCACCCGCGUUAGCUAGCGGAUGCCCUAGCCCUAAGCAACUUACGUGAAGAUAUGCAAACUCAGGAAGCAGCAUUGAAGUAGCUUGUCCCGUAACGAAGUUGGUCAUUAUGUAACGAAGAGCAACGAAAACUGGUACAAUCUAUAAUAUUCCGGUAGAAAACGAGGAUAGAUGCUAUUAAAAAUAGUCAGGCGCUCAUAUAGUAAUAUGCACAAAAAUAUGGAUUUGAAAAAGUCUGAAAUAAAAAAAAAUCAUUUCAUUUUUCAA